AUGAACACGGAGCCAGUAGAGAUCCUUUUAUCGGCUGUUUGGGAUGCAUUCCUUCGGACGUUUCCCCACCGCAACAGCCUGACCAUAUUCAAUGAAGGCCACGGUCGCGAAGCCUGGUCUGACGAAAUUGACAUGUCGAGCACUGUUGGAUGGUUUACCACUUCUGAGCCCGAUCACAACAUGUUCCGAAUUGAGCUGGACUUCGCACCUGGCGUGGUAUCUGAGUGUGACGGUGAACUGCUGGCUGCAAAACUGACGGAGGCUAUCGUCGUUUUCUGCAAUGUCAUGGACAUGCCUUUGUUAUCUCCCGACCAGAUCAGAUAUCUGCGGACAACCACAUUGCUGCCCUCGGAGAAGCCUCUCAGUGCAAUCCCAACAAAUGAACAGUUGAUGGUUGCUAGCAUUAUCCCGACUGAAAUGGAAUGGGCGCUUGAGAGUGCGUGGAGUGACACUUUUAAUUGCCGCCUUAGUCCUGAGAUGAAAGCUGGCGAGACAAUUUUUGAUCUUGGUGGUGACUUGGUGAGCGCUAGUCUGAUAUCAGCUCACAUGGAGAGGCAAGGAUAUGUCCUUAGUGUUGAGGAUGUUUUGGGGAAUCCGACUUGGUUCUCACAACUGACGCUGUUGACGAAUCGCUCUCUUCGGGAUGUUGAUGUUUGA
Penicillium mononematosum is the source of this 657-nucleotide messenger RNA. RefSeq lists its product as uncharacterized. The record is from RefSeq and is a predicted model, not a curated record. Bases 1 to 657 code for a protein of 218 amino acids. Lineage: Eukaryota; Fungi; Ascomycota; Eurotiomycetes; Eurotiales; Aspergillaceae. The transcript has a single exon.